CUAUUAGAUGGUUGUAGUACUUAACUUACUUUAGCGCAAUCAAGAUCCCUUUUGGUCGUUUAUAAAUAUAAGAGUGGCAAACAAGUGUAUGGUGCAUUUUGUAUUGUUCGGUUCAAUUUGAUUAACGAACGUGAGCUUUGUGAUUUCUUUUCUUGAUAUUGGAUAUUUGCUGCGACAAUUUAUUAAAAUGAACAUCAUCUUCUGUGUGCUACUUGUAGCACAUACCAUCAUCGCCGAAGAGACCAACAAAAAAAUCAAUUUAGAAGACAUCGAAAGAGAUAAUCUGAUUAGCGAGCGACGAUCGCAAGGCAAAGAAGUGCUCGAAGGACAACAUACACAGCAUUUACGACCGCCCAGUAUACACGCUUCAACUAAUUACGAGAUAAGACACGGAAACGAUGCGGUCUCAACAAGUGAUAUAACUUACUCCCAUCAAAGUCCAUCUGAAAAUCACUAUGCAACGCAUCAACAAAAUGAAGUUCAAUACGUCACCGUAGAACCGCAAGCGGUCCAAUAUCAAGAGGACAAAGAGUAUGAAUCUCAGCCACAGCAGUCUCCACCAACACAAUACAGGCCAGUUCAUGAAGAAGGGCGAACUUAUUCGGCUCCCGCACGUCACUCUUUGGUAUCUCCAAUAAUACCUACACCAAGUGCAACUCCUUCUCCGUAUCUAGCCCAGCAACCGCAAUACGUUUAUGUUCAGGCUGGUCAGUCGCCCAACCAACCGUCGAGCAGCAACUAUGACCAUCAGUCACAAGGUGGAAUACGUUAUGCACAAGGUGUCCAAUACGCUCAGCAGGAAGAAUCUGCUAAUGCCGCUUAUGGACAAGUGUCACAAACAGAGACAGAGCAAUCGGAUAAUGGUGUAUCAUACGUACCACAACAGUACAUUCAAUAUGUUCCGUAUGUUAGCCAAGGACCCGAUCAACAAACGUUCAUUAUGAUGGUGCCUCUAAGAAAUGCACACACUUACGUUCAAUCACCGUCUGUACCAUCAUACACCCCACAGAGCACGUAUUCGAUUCAGAAACCACAACAAACUCCAACCGUCACCUACACACACUCAGCCCCUGCCGAAGAAAAUGCUCCACUUGCAGCUCCACAUUCGACAAUUGCACCGUCAGUACCGUCCCAACUACAUUAUUCGGUUCCAUCAUACUCCUCCUACCAUCAACCAGCACAGCCAGCUCAUUCUAUCCAAUACACACCGCAUCAAGUUCAAAUCCAACAAUCCAUUGAAUAUCCCUCCCGACACGAAUACUAUCAUGCACCGAAGAUUGUUUCACUGCACAGUGCACCACAGUAUCAAUCGCACUUCCAACCAUCCUAUCAGUACGGAUCUCCGCAAUUGGAUUUCUUCGGCGCAUACAACAAGCAGCACUCCAGUUUACUCGACUCGUACAUCCCAAGUUCGGUCAUUUUGGAUAGACAGCGAGCCUACUUACAAAAGAAUCAGUUGUAUCAUCAACCGGCAUCGCCGUCACUGAAUCACAUUCCAACAGCGUUGAAUGGACACAGUUUGAAUGGUUAUAAUACGAUUGCCUAUUCGACGCCCCUGGGGUACAGUUACAAUCAUUUGAAACGGUCUCCCAGUCUACCCGCGUCGACGAAACUAAAGGUGAAAGGUCAUAAAGCAACGAAAUUGACUAAAGUCCCGACGAAAGUUUAAUCAAUUUUCCCCUUUGAUUCGACUCACGUGACAAUAAAUUAUUUUCUCGUUAAUUCCAAUUUAUGUAUGAUCCAAACCUGCACAACACAAUAAUGUGCUUGAUUGUGCAGUUGCGCCAAUUUUGUGAUAAACUCAAAAGGAAAUCUUUUUUUCCUCAAAAAUUUUAUGUUUUGUUGCUUGGAAAUGUUGAUGAAAAAUUCAAAUUGACUUCAUUUUGUUGAACAACAUCGUUCGAUUUAAAUUGAUUUAUACUACUAAUUCCAUAUUUUGUAAAUUUAGUCUCGUAAGUGUUGUAAUUUAUGCAUUUUUUUAGGUGCCACUAGUCGUGUAAGAUACAAUUACCGAAUGCCUUCAUUUCGAUCAUAAUCGAAAUGAAAAUUGUUGCAUUGUUCGUUUGUAAGUAAAAUUAAAAUAUCAGAAUCUGUU
Molecule: messenger RNA, 2095 nt
Organism: Bradysia coprophila
Lineage: Eukaryota; Metazoa; Arthropoda; Insecta; Diptera; Sciaridae
Source: RefSeq, a predicted model, not a curated record